This is a messenger RNA of Hippocampus zosterae (dwarf seahorse), 1354 nucleotides long. Its product is annotated as hsp90 co-chaperone Cdc37-like. The transcript is spliced from 2 exons. Gene Ontology annotation, molecular function: protein-folding chaperone binding; heat shock protein binding. The record is from RefSeq and is a predicted model, not a curated record. Gene Ontology annotation, cellular component: cytoplasm. Lineage: Eukaryota; Metazoa; Chordata; Actinopteri; Syngnathiformes; Syngnathidae. The coding region runs from base 788 to 1354 and encodes 188 amino acids. Gene Ontology annotation, biological process: protein stabilization; protein folding.
UACAACACGCCAUCCAUUUCAGCAUAUGUGCCAUUAAUCCAAGAAACUAAAAAAUAGUGAAUUAACCAGUCCCUGAACGUUCAUAACUAUGUCUGAAUUACGACCAUAUCUAUUUUGGAAUAAACAUACCUGCUAAAAUGUACGGCGUUCCAUAGAGACGUAAUGAUAACGGUAAUGUUGCGAAAUCGUGAUAUGAAAAUUGCCACGAUAUGGUCGUCGUCGUGUCACGCUAUUAAAAGCACCACAUCUGGACAACUGGCCGGGUUAUUUUCCAUUCGUGCAUUUUCAACACCCUCUAGUGGUUACUUUAUUUGCAGUUUAAUUUUAACGCCUCGAGGACGGAACACGUUUGAGUUCUUCCGCAGACUGACUCAAGUCACAACCUGUGAGUGUAUUUGCAAGUAAGUGCCCACUAUUGAAAGUUAUUUGCGUUAUCAGCCAAACACAGCAUUGUGAACUACGUAGCCCAUGAUAUGUUUUUUUCCGACUGUAUGUCGUUGUUAUACAGUGUAAAGAGCUUUUUUUUAGAUCGCCAACUUACCCGCAAUAUUGUGAUAAUUAUCGUCUUGUUAGGUUCGUAUUGUGAUAAUAUCAUGUCAUGACGUUUGGAUAUUGUUUCAUCCGCAGUUUUCCAUAUCCCUUGGAAACUGUUUACCUCAUGUCACUUCUUCUCUUUGACUUCACAUAUUCAAACUACGAUGAAGAGAAGACGGCUAAAAUCGUCAAAUAAGAAAUAUAUCCUGUUUUCUCAAAUCGCUCUCUCUUGGUCAAAUGACACGUAAACAGAAUGGGGGAGGGGGUACCUUUUUCAGAUUCAGAAGCAUGCCUUGAUGGAGUAUGUGGCCCACCAGGCCAUUGUCAUGCUGUCCAUCAUGGAUUUGGGCCGAUCGUUGAAGGUGGACCCGUGAGACUGCUUCAGGCAGUUCUUCUCAAGCAUCAAGGUCAGAAAAAAGCCAAACUCGGCUUCCUGUCCGUUUUGGUCUCUCUGGUGAGGCUGCACCCGCGUGCGUCACAGAGCGCAGAUCAGCAGAACCGGGAGGCAUUGGAUCGCAAGUUUGAACAGCUGAAAGAGUGGGUGCGGAACUGCGCCGGGAUGAGUAUGGAGGAGGCCAGAGAAGAACUGGAGGAGCAGGAGAAGCAAAAAAGAUUGGGUGCUGGUGGUCUAGACCCCAUUGAGGUCUACAAGUCAUUCCCCAAGCACAUGCAAAGAAGCUUCGAUGAGAAGAAUAUUGAGAUGCUGCACGAGGCCAUCGGCAACAUGCACCCUGAUGAUGAUGAUGAUGAUGAUGAAGAAGAUGAAGUGGUGGUCUCCACAGGAGGGCAAGUAUCACCUGGCAAAGUGCAUCGACUCUGA